This is a messenger RNA of Hippocampus zosterae (dwarf seahorse), 4028 nucleotides long. RefSeq names its product KIAA0586 ortholog. The transcript is spliced from 24 exons. Gene Ontology annotation, biological process: smoothened signaling pathway. Bases 378 to 3773 code for a protein of 1131 amino acids. NCBI's taxonomy places the organism in Eukaryota, Metazoa, Chordata, Actinopteri, Syngnathiformes, Syngnathidae. Gene Ontology annotation, cellular component: centriole; ciliary basal body. The record is from RefSeq and is a predicted model, not a curated record.
ACAUCAUAGUUGUAGUAGGUCCCUGUGUUACAUUUUGGGAUUCUUUUUAGAUCACUGGUGUUGAUUAUAGUCACUGUAAGAAGAAGCGGGAUGUCACACUAAUAGUGUGACAUCCUGCUUCUUGGAGCGGAAGUUGGAAGUACAGUUCGUGGCAACACUUCACUCAACCACUUUGGAGGCUUUCGCUCUUUUUUCGUCACCAUUCUCAUCCUAACUACCGCUUUCCACUCCCCGACACGCUUUAAAAGCGCAAUUUUUGUCCAAAUGAAUGUGGGUUUCCAAACUCGAUCGCUGUGCCUCAACUGAGUCGGACACUUUGAGCGGGAACUUUAAAGUAGGGCGAGCGGAAGCUAGCCGUCUCGUAAAUCGAGUCGGCGAUGAGCGUGUUGUCACGUGUGGACGUGACCCGGACUCGGUCCUCGACCAAGACUUGUCCUGACGCUGGGCCGGGUACUUCCCCGGUCCGUUUGACGAUCCAGAAGGUGAGCGGCGAGCACCAGCGAAGUUUCGGACGCGCAAAGCUAGGACGCAAAUCGCACGGCGGAGCUCCUCGUCGCACUCUGGCUGGCUCGCAACACGGUCGUGACCUCCUGACCUCCCAUUUUGAGCCAGGGUCUCGAGGGGUCGUUUUGGCGGCUCUCCAGCAGCGCUCUCAUAGCGCCUCCCAGAGGCGGAAAGUGAAAGUUCAGCUGUUAGAACCACAGCAGAGGAACAACAACAACAGCAGCAGCAGCAGCAGCAGCAGCUCCAGCAAUGCGGCAGGGGGACACAAGGGGGCGCAGUCGCUGUCUUGCAACCUAGGAGACAACUUAAGUACAAAGAAAAAGGACCACAUGGGUGUAGGUGUGUGUCAGCAGGUGGACACCAUUGACAGAGACGACUGGGCCAGCAGGAUGGAGGCGGUCCACCGUCGCCAGUUGGAGCUUCAGAAUCAGCUGCUGCAGUCGGCUCUCAGUAUUGUCGCACGCUGCACGUCCUCCAACCAGGAACCGCCUGCCGUUCAGCAGGUGGACCCUGCUGAGGCCCUUAUCAAACCGUCAACGAGGACCAGUGUGGAGUCUGACACGGUUACCAUGGGAACACACACAGACCACACCAGGUGUGUGAUUGAGCGCCGCCGCGCCCGAGUGGUUUCCGUGGCAACCCAAGCCAACGACAGUCCGGCGGCGCCGGCGCACGCAGAGAGCGAAGCCCCCCCGCCGCCGCCGCCGUCCGCGUUGGAGGAGGCCCGCCGGCUUCUGCGCCGGCUUCGGCGGCACAAGAAAAUUCUGGACGACAAUCUGGAGACGGCGGAGAGGGCCCGCGGCGGCGAGCUUCUGCGCUGCCAGCUGGAGGCUCUGGCGGCUAACAGCGAAUGGAGCCAGCGGGCUCGCGUCAAGAAGACGGUGGACGCGUGGAUACACCUGAUGGGCAAAGACGCUGGUCCGCUUCCGACUCCCUCGCCCAAGGUCCCGGCCAGAAUGGUUGGGGGGGCGGCCGAGCGCGGACCUGCGGCGCCAUCGGCCCGGCCGAGAUCGGCAGUCAAGGCGCUCGGCGGGACAACAAGUGGGAGGCCGCCGGCGGGGAGAGGACAGAGAAGCCGAGCGCCCGCCCCCGAGCGGGUACCCGCCCACUUGCUCGGAUCUCUGCACGCCCGUGGCCAGCGCCCGGCGUGCUCGAUGCCCCGGGGGGGGGCGCCCGGGCCCGACGAAUCCUACCUGACGCGCCUGUACGGGAGAGCGCCGCGCAAGGCGCCCACGCCGACGCCAGGCAUUGGGAGGAGCCCGCCGCUUCGCUUCAAUUUGACGGCGCCGCCCGUCAACAGGAAGCCACGCCCCCAGGCGCUGGACGCCGCCAAAGGCGCCACGACGAAAGCGGCGCCGCGCCGAUCCUCCCGCCCCCCCUCCGCCGAAUCCGACGACCUUCCCCGCCAAGGUUCCCUGGCCAAGGUUCCUUCGCCGUCUGUGGCCAUCCCGCUCGCGCGUCCGAGGAUAGGCCCCUCCCCCGGGUGUCGGCGCGGCGAGUCCUCGCCUCCUGUGGCAUUUUCACUUCUGGCCCACGCGGAGGCGGAGCAGGAGACGCCCGAGCGAGCCGCGGCGGGGCCUCCUCCCGCCCCAGAUCCUCCCUCCCAACCAAGUCCCGCACCCCCGGAGGAGGACCGGGAGCUCGCCGACGACGAAGGACUCGAGGUGGAACCCGACUCGCCCGAGGCUCUGGAGCGAGAGCAAGCGGAGCCGCCAGAUGACGGCGACGCUGCGGAAACGGUUGCUAGGGAGAGCCGGGACGAGCCGGAUGAAGGCGGCGAGAUCCCCGGGAGGGACUUCCUGUCCAUGGCCGAUGCGGUACUGACCACGUCGAACGCCCAGGAGGAGUCUGCCGGGGGCGAGGGAGCGUUUGACCGGGACGGCGAUCCGUCUCCUCCUCUGCUCGUCUACCGGGGGCCGCUUGGCCCGGCCGAGGACGGCGGCGCCGUGCCCCCCCCUCCUUGUGGCUCGCCGCCAAACCUGGACGACCGCACGCUGGACCGAAUGGUGCAAUGGUUGGAGCGGCAGCUGAUGGCGAGAAUGAUUCGCGGGCGGUCCCCGCCUCCGCCCCCUGCGCCCCCCGAGCCCAACGAGCAGUCGGACGCCGAGGACCCGAGUCCGGCCUCAAGCGUUGCGGAGGCGGCCAGCGGCGGAGCUCUUCCGUUCUUGGCGGACGCCGGCGUUCAAGUGGACUCGCCUUUCGUCAAGGAGCUGCUGAACGAGGUUUUGUCCGAGAUGGUGGACCAGGUGCUGGCUCCGAGGGAGCCGCCGCUUCCGGGACCUGCGCCCGAUCGGGGACCGAAUCCCAGCCCAGGGGGGCCUUCUUCCUUCCAGGAGAAAAGUGUUCCCGUGGUGGCCACACCUGUGCCCACCCCGCCUCCGAAUCCCGUUGCGUCCAUCCAAGAGCCCCUCCCUCUCUGCACGCCCACGCCGUCUGAAGCAACCAGCUUGCCGAUGGACGAUUCCCCGCCGCCGAGCGUCGCGGCCCCUCCAGAGCCCGUAGCCACGCCCAUCCCGAGCCCCGAAGCAAGCCCCCCCGCGGAAUUUCCCUCUUCGGAAGUGGCCGACGCGCCGUCCUCGGGGAAAGCCGGCCUGCCGUCGGACGACGAGGAAGAGCACCCGGACGGCCGCUCGCGAGCGCAAGUGGAAGAAGCCGUUGGCUCUCCUCCGCGCGCCCCCUCCCCCGCGGCCCCCCCUCCUCGGGACGAUCCAAAGUCUCCCUCCUCCGCUUCUGAUGACGCCACCAGCACCGCCAGCAGCUCGAACGGCAGCACGGUGACCGGAAGCGAGACGGGCCUCAAAGCCGUCUCGGAAGGAGAACUGCUGAUCAGCUUCCAGCACGUGGAUGCCGCCACGGAAGCGGACACUUCCUCCGGUUCUCUUCAAGAUGAGGACCUUGAGCCCCCCAGUGAAGGACAGGUCAAAGUGCACAUGCUGGAGACGGCGCACACGCUCCGAGGAGAGAGAUCACUGGAGGAGGAGGAGGAGCUAAGCUCGGGGGAAGUGACGGACUCGAUCGCGCCUCAACCAGAUGGAAAAAUCAAUCGCUUUGGAGAGGCCAUUUUGAAACCGACCAAUGGCGGCGUCGACUUUGACCCGACUCCGUCGGCCAGUCCCGUGCCGACCUCCGACCUCCAAAGUGAAGCCUCUCAGGUGUUGCCGUUCAGAAGGUCGAGCCCACAAGCAGGCCAGCCGGAAGUGAGCGUCACAACCUCGGCGCCCCCCGAGAAGAUGUCGCCCUCCUCAGAAGACUCGAGCGAUUUCUUCUAACGUACCGUCGAGGCCGCGAAGGCCCGCUGAUGACGUUUGACAAUGUGGCGAUUGCGGCCGGCUUUAGGACCCUGCAGCCAGCCUCAUCGGGGGGGGAGGCGGGGGGCGGUAUACCCGGAAAGGUAUUACGCUUCAGGAAGUAGUUUUCUACCACAAUAAAAUGUGGGUCAUGUCUUUAGAAUGGACAUUGUUGAUUUUUAAUGAGUCAUUUUUAAUCAUUUCUUACGAAUAGCAAUAAAGAUGGAAUUAUUUCAA